AUGAGUAUGGUCCGUGCUUCCAAAUACCGGCAUGUUUACGGACAGCCGGUCAAAAAGGACCAAUGCUUCGAUAAUAUCCGCCUGACGAAAAACGCGUUCGACAGCAAUUUGGCCAAGUCAAACGGCAAGUACAUUUCGCUUUGCUGGAAUGCCUCUGGCGGUGGUGCGUUUGCUGUUCUUCCCGUAACUAAACCAGGAAAGCUUCCUGAUCGGUUCCCGUUGUUCAGCGGUCACAAGGGUGCUGUUUUGGAUACCGAGUGGAACCCUUUUGACGACGACAUGGUUGUUUCCGCGUCUGAUGAUGGCAGCAUCGGCGUUUGGAAAGUACCCGCCGGCUUUGACCCCAUGACUCCGGCAGAGGACCUUGAUAGUGUUUCUGACGUGGAAGCAGUCAAGUUUUUGACGGGUCAUUCCAAAAAGGUUGGUCAUGUUCUUUUCAACCCGGUUGCCAAGGAUAUUUUGGCGUCCUCGUCUUUGGACCAUACGAUCAAGAUCUGGAGCGUCGAGUCUGGUGAUGUUCUGUUCACCCUGGAGCAUCCUGAUGUCAUUACCUCGUUUGCAUGGAACUACGAUGGUACGCAGAUUGUGUCAACCUGCCGUGACAAGAAGAUCCGGGUUUGGGACGUUCGCAAAGAGAAGGUGCUGUCCGAGGGCCAGGGCCAUCCUGGUUCCAAAGCCAGUCGCGUUGUUUGGUUGGGCGACCGCAAUCGGGUUGCUACCACAGGCUUUUCUCGCUUGAGUGAUCGUCAAUUGGCUAUUUGGGAUACCGAAAACCUCGACAAGGGUCCCAUUGGUGAUUUCAAAAACCUUGACCAGAGUUCGGGUAUUAUUAUGCCAUUUUUUGAUGCAGGCACCUCUAUGUUGUACCUAGGUGGCCGAGGUGAUGGAACAAUUGUAUACUAUGAGUUUGUUGAUGACAAGCUCUAUGAUCUUUUCUCUUACCAGUCCAUUGCCCCUCAGCGUGGACUGGCGUUUGUUCCUGAUCGUGCUUUGGAUAUUCAUGACCAUGAGGUUGCGCGCGUAUACAAAGUUUGGGAGACUCAAAUUGAGCCUGUACCUUUCCGCGUUCCCCGCAAAAUCGAGGGAUUUUUGUCUGAUAUUUACAAGACCUGCCACUCUGCCGUUGCUGCUCUUGAUGCUGAUGCCUGGGCGUCUGGCAAGACGAGCCGGCCACUUGUGAGCGAGUGGAAGGAUAUUUAUGAUGGCAAGAAGGUUGAUCCCAAGGCAUCGGCCAAGGAGCCCGCCAAGGAGCCCGCCAAGGAGACCAAGGCCAAAGAGACCAAGGCGGAGCCCAAAGAGACCAAGGCCGAAGAGUCCAAGGUCGAGGAUACCAAGGCCAAGGAGCCCAAGGAAACCAAGGAAACCAAGACUAAGGAGUCCGAGGAGACCAAGGAGCUUGAGGCCACAGAAGUAUCUGCCCUUGACAAGGCUUCUAAGCAAGACGCGUAUGAAGUGUUCCAGUCAAAGGAAGUAAAGACAUUUUUGGACAAGGCUGGAGAAGAGGAUCUCGAGAGACCUACAGUUGCAUCUCGUGAGGAGAGCGUUUGGGAUGACGAAGAAGAAAGCAAGCCCGAGGAGCCCAAGGCGGACACCAAAGAGGUUAAAGAGCCCAAAGACACUGAGGAAGCCAAAGCCAAGCCUGAGUCUGAGGAACCCAAAGACACCGAGGAACCCAAAGACAAGUCCGAGUCUGAGCCCAAGUCCAGUGAAAACGGCACUGCUAAAGCGCUUGCUGAUCUCGACGCCGAGGCAAAUGAUGUUCUCGACAAAGCAUCAAAAGCCAAAGCUAAGCUAGAAGAAAUCAAGGCAAGAAACAAAAAACAAGCAGAGUCUACUGACAUCCACGCAGUCGUCGAAAAGCUGUCAGCAGUCGUCGACGACCUUGUUGCCCGUAUCGAGCGUUUAGAGAGUAAAUAA
Wickerhamiella sorbophila is the source of this 1917-nucleotide messenger RNA. RefSeq names its product Coronin-like protein. The transcript has a single exon. Lineage: Eukaryota; Fungi; Ascomycota; Dipodascomycetes; Dipodascales; Trichomonascaceae. Gene Ontology annotation, molecular function: actin filament binding. The record is from RefSeq and is a predicted model, not a curated record. Gene Ontology annotation, biological process: actin filament organization. Bases 1 to 1917 code for a protein of 638 amino acids.